Molecule: messenger RNA, 11858 nt
Organism: Phyllopteryx taeniolatus (common seadragon)
Lineage: Eukaryota; Metazoa; Chordata; Actinopteri; Syngnathiformes; Syngnathidae
Gene: phf2
Product: PHD finger protein 2
Exons: 22
Coding region: 115-3336 (1073 amino acids)
Biological process (GO): protein demethylation; regulation of transcription by RNA polymerase II
Molecular function (GO): transcription coregulator activity; histone demethylase activity
Source: RefSeq, a predicted model, not a curated record
GACUGAAAACUUGUACAAUGGUGUGAAAGAGAUGGACGUUGAGGUUCAUGUGUCCGGACCACAGGGCACGCACGCGCGCGCGCACACGCACACACACGUAGUUGUGAAUCGAACAUGGCGACUGUACCCGUCUAUUGCAUCUGCAGAUUACCUUACGACGUGACUCAAUUUAUGAUUGAAUGCGAUGCUUGCAAGGACUGGUUCCACGGCAGUUGUGUUGGUGUGGAUGAAGAUGAUGCCCCAGAUAUUGACGUAUAUCAUUGUCCAAACUGCGAGAAGACCCACGGCAAGUCAACAUUAAAAAGGAAAAAGAAUUGGAACAAACAUGACACUUGGCAAAGCACAGAUAUCCGAGCUGUUCAGAAUGGCAGUCAAGUUUUCAUAAAGGAGCUCCGUAGCAGAACAUUUCCAAGUGCUGACGAUAUUGUUGUUAAACUAAAUGGCAAUCAGCUGACAAUGGAUUACCUGGAGGAAAACGGUUUUGAUGAACCCAUCCUUGUUCAGAAGAAAGAUGGUUUAGGCAUGUCUAUGCCACCUCCCACCUUCUACAUCAGUGAUGUGGAAAAUUAUGUUGGUCCUGAUGUCGGUGUUGAUGUUGUUGAUGUCACUAGACAGACUGAUAGCAAGAUGAAGCUUAGAGAGUUUGUUGAUUAUUAUUACAGCACAAACAGGAAGAGAGUAUUAAAUGUAAUCAAUCUGGAGUUCUCUGACUCAAGGAUGAACAGUAUUGUGGAGAGCCCUCAAAUUGUGCAGAGCUUGUCUUGGGUUGAAAACUACUGGCCUGAAGACGCUCUGCUUGGAAAGCCAAAAGUCACUAAAUACUGUCUGAUCUGUGUCAAAGACAGCUACACAGACUUCCACAUUGAGUGUGGUGGUGCCUCUGUCUGGUAUCAUGUAUUAAAGGGAGAAAAGAUCUUCUUUCUCAUCAAGCCCACAUCUGCCAAUCUUUCUCUGUAUGAGCGCUGGAGGUCAUCAUCCAAUCACAGUGAAAUGUUCUUUGCUGACCAAGUGGACAAGUGUUAUAAAUGCCAUCUGAAGCAAGGACAGACUUUGUUCAUCCCAUCAGGUUGGAUCAAUGCUAUUCUGACUCCUGUUGACUGUUUGGCAUUCUCUGGCCAUUUUGUCCACAACUUGAGUGUCGAGAUGCAGAUGAGAGCAAAUGAAAUUGAGAAGCGGCUAAAGGUGAAAACCAUCACCCCGUUCCCAAACUUUGAGACAGCAUGCUGGUACGUGGGACGCCAUCUCCUUGAACGAUUCAAAGGAUUACAUAAAGCAAAUAAGCAGCCAGCACCAUAUCUGAUCCAUGCUGCCAAAAUCAUCAACGGAGCCUUUAGAGCAUGGACAAAAAAGCAGGCCCUCUUAGAACAUGAAGAUGAGCUUCCGGAAAACAUGAAACCCUCACAGCUCAUCAAAGAUCUUGCCAGAGAGAUUAGACUCUCAGAGAAUGCAACUAAAGCCAUUAAAAGUGAGGUGCCAGUGGAGGGCGCCCGAUCACCCCACUUGGAUCCAGGAGAUCCUAUUUCACCAGCUCAGGUUCCCUCACCGAGCUUUGAAAUAGCCAGAAAGAAAGCCUUCAACCCCUCUAAGCCCCAUAGACCUCCCAAACUCCCCAAACCUCCGAAAACGCUAAAGGCCAAACACGGAGGUAAGAAGAAAAUUAAAAAUAUAAAAGAUUCACCCCCUCCACCUAAACCCUCCAGUUUCACAGCUCUGGAGUCCCAUGCAAAGGAUAUCUUGAGUAAGAUGGACCAGCCAAAGAAGCCAAAGGGUGUGAGGAAUAUUGUGACGAUAUCAGAAAAGGAAACGUUGAAGCAAAACGAUGUGGAAAAGUUUGAAAAUAGAGAGCAGCAUAAAAACAAGACUGAAGCAAGAUGGAAGUACAAGAAUAGUAAACCAGACUCCCUGCUAAAAAUGGAAGAGGACUGCAAAUUUGACAGGACGUCAGUUUUAGGCAAUAAAAUCAGCUUUACACUAGCUCACAAGAAAUUUCUGGGUUCAAAGACGCCGAAAACUCAGACUGACACAAGUAUUUUUGGGAUGCAAAACCUAAAAGAAGACAAACCCAAGCCAGUGAGAGAUGAAUACGAAUACGUCUCGGAUGAGGGAGAACUGAAGAUUGAUGAAUUCCCCAUUAGACGAAAAAAGAACAACCUAAAGAGAGACCUUUCCUGUGAGUACUGUUUUUUGUCAGAAGUCAGAGAACCAAUUCAGCCAACCAAAAAAACAAAGACCAAGCCCUUGGUGUCGAAGAAUCAGAGUGCUGAUUCUUCAGAUGAAGAAACUCUCCAUAUAGACACAGACGCCAAGCCCGAGGGUAAAUGUCGCAACUUCAACACAAUAAUGAAUAAAAAAAGUGGCAGUGCGGCAGGUAUUCUUGACUUGCUGCAGGCCAGCAAGCAAGUGGGUGGAAUUGACUACAGCACCAACAGUCAGCCACCCGCAUCUCCCAGCACACAGGAGGCCAUUCAGGGCAUGCUGUCCAUGGCGAACCUGUCGUCAUCAGACAACUUGCAACAAUCGUGGAGCAGCAAUAGUCAGUCAAAGAACAUCUGGCACAUGCACAGCUCGCUAGCCAGUAAGAAGGCCAGCAGAGGAGUUGGCAAUGGUCGCAGCAGCAACAGCAGGCAGUUCACUAAAUGCCUCUUGAAGAAAGCCCGGAAGAGCAGCAGUAUUGAGAGUCAUUAUUAUGAUGACCAGGAUCACAUGGAUGCAUGCUUUAAAGACUCAGAUUAUGUUUAUCCGUCGUUGGAGUCUGAGGAGGAUAAUCCCGUUUUCAAAUCCAGAUCGAAAAAACGGAAAAACAGCGAUGACAUUCCAUACAGCCCAACAGCUCGUGUAGGACCCUCGGUUCCUCGACAGGAAAGGCCUGCAAGAGAAGGAGCACGUGUAGCCUCCAUAGAAACAGGCCUGGCUGCUGCUGCAGCGAAGCUCUCUCAUCAGGAGGAGCAACAAAAAACUAAGAAGAAGAAAAUCAUCAACAAGAAAACAACAGUGAUAGAGGAGCCACUACAAAUCUCUCAGGAUAGUAGCUCGUCAGAUCACAAUCUGGACUCCCAAGAUGGAAGCCUCACAGACCAUGAGUUGAACAGCGAAACCGUCAAGUUGCAAGGAGGGCCGCAGCCCAUGGCACCAGGGGUGUUCCUCAGCCAAAGAAGACCAUCCAUGUCUUCUCCGAACAGCAACUCAACUGGCACCCAUAGUAACUCUAUGACAAGAGGGGAUCGUGGCGUUUCUGCAGAUGCUAAAACUAAGCGGCUAAAGAAAGGCAUGGCAACAGCAAAACAGAGACUUGGGAAGAUUUUAAAGAUCCAUCGAAAUGGAAAACUGCUCCUGUAGCAUGCAGCGAACUGCAGGACUGGGAUGUUGUUGAACUGGGUCCCACCCUCUUGUUUUUCAUGAUUAAAGUUAACAGCGACAAAAAAAGAUGAGAUGGGAAAGAAGAAAUCAUGGAUUUUUCAAUUUCAAAACUAACAUCGCACAUACAUUACUGCCUCUCCUCAUACUUUAUAACUUUGAGAUAUUAAAGUGUACAUACCUACUAUAAAUAUUUUUAAUAAAACGUCUCACUUUACAACAUCAGUUUUCAGGGGUUGCUAAAACAUGAAGCAGAAGUGCAUUGCAGGCGUUCCAAGAUUUCAGAAAUUUUCCAUUGCAUGUAUUCAAUUGCAUGUGUCCUUGGGUUUGGGAAUUGGAACAACAAUUUGCCACACCGAAUUGAGAAAGAGCAAAAUGACCUCAAUUUGUUACCUUCCGGACGAGGCUCAUCCUGAGCAAUUACUGUUUUGUUAAUAAGUAAGUUUCCAAAUCAUUAUCAGAGUCAAUGUUUAUUUUUUUUGUACUGAGUCACUAGAAACGAGGAUUUUAAGAAAUGAAAAAGUGAAUGUGGGUAGCAACAGCGUAUUUAGCGAAGCCAUUGGGAAAGGUAGGACUACACACCGAGACAAACUUGUUGGUACAUCUCUGUUAAUGAAAUUUUAAAAAACACAAUAAUCACAAAAAUAACUUGAAACUGACAAAAGAAAUAAUAGAUACAAAUUUACUGAAAGUUAACCGAUGAUUUCUGUUACUGUCAAUGAGAAUAGUACGUCUCGACAGAUAUUUGGCCUUCUCAGGUUUGAAGGAUGCCUUCUCUAGACUUGCAAUUGUCCAAUAGUAUUUACAUUGGGAGAAUUGCAGUAUAUUAGCACUCUUUGCAGGACUGUGAAAAGUGCGGAAUUCUGCGGAUUUUCCUCAGAGAGAAAUCAUUUAUGUAAAUCGUCGAAAUUUGCACAAAAAAAGGUUCUGUGGGGGUUAACGUAGUACUCGUCUGUAAUCAGGACCGUCAUAUUUACAGCAAUGAAGACCGUAUUACGGCAGGCAAAAUGUAACUCAUUCUCCAUUUAUAUUUUAUCGGUGCGAUCUUUCUUCUUUCUACACAUUUAAAUUCAUUGUAUGCUACCACGUUUUUACAUUAAGUUUGCGGUCUGAGGUCCUGAGCACUCUGGAGAAGGUUUUCGUCCAGGAUAUCCCUGUAUUUGGCCGCAUUCGUCUUUCCUUCGAUUGCAACCAGUCGUCCUGUCCCUGCAGCUGAAAAACACCCCCACAGCACGAUGCCGCCGCCACCAUGCUUCACUGUUGGGACUGUAUUGGACAGGUGAUGAGCAGUGCCUGGUUUUCUCCACACACAGCGCUUAGAAUUAAGGCCCAAAAGUUCUAUCUUGGUCUCAUCAGACCAGAGAAUCUUAUUUCUCACCAUCUUGGAGUCCUUCAGGUGUUUUUUAGGAAACUCCAUGCAGGCUUUCAUGUGUCUUGCACUGAGGAGAGGCUUCCGUCGGGCCACUCUGCCAUAAAGCCCUAGGAAGGGUUCUGGUCGUCCCAAACGUGUUCCAUUUAAGGAUUAUGGAGGCCACUGUGCUCUUAGGAACCUUAAGGGCAGCAGAAUUUUUUUAGUAACCUUGGCCAGAUCUGUGCCUUGCCACAAUUUUGUCUCUGAGCUCUUCGGGCAGUUCCUUUGACCUCAUGAUUCUCAUUUGCUCUGACAUGCACUGUGAGCUGUAAGGUCUUACAUAGACGGAUGUGUGGCUCUCCUAAUCAAGUCCAAUCAGUAUAAUCAAACACAGCUGGACUCCAGUGAAGGUGUAGAACCAUCUCAAGAAUGAUCAGAAAAAAUCGACAGCACCCGAGUUAAAUAUGAGUAUCACAGCAACGGGUCUGAAUACUUAUGGCUGUGUGAUAUUUCAGUUUUUCUUUUUUAAUAAAUCUGAAAAGAUUUCAACAAUUCCGUUUUUUUUCUGUCAAUAUGGGGUGCUGUGUGUACAUUAAUGAGGAAAAAAAUGAACUUUAAUGAUUUUAGCAAAUGGCUGCAAUAUAACAAAGAGUGAAAAAUGCAAGGGGUUCUGAAUAUUUUCCGUACCCACUGCAAAUAUAUGUGUGUGUGUGUGUGUGUGUGUGUGUGAGUGAGUGAGAGAGCGAGAGCCCCCCCUCUCUGAUUUUACUUUUUCCAAUUCACAGCCCUGUCUUCAGAAUAGUCCAUUUGGCUUUUUUUUUUUUUUUUUCUUAGUUUGUGUCUUUAUCCCGACAUGAGACCCGCGACCUGCAACCAAGCUUUCUGACACUGUGCAGUACCGUCCUCUCCGGAAUGCCUUGCAUGCCUUGAGAUUUCUUUUCAUCCAAUAUACAGUGCUGUGAAAAAGUAUUAGCCCACUUCUCAAAUUCAUAUAUUAUUGCAUAGUUUCCCCACUUUAAAAUCAUCAAAUGUGUAAAUAUCAAACAAAGAUAACCCAAGUAAACACAAAAGACUUUCUAAAUGGUGAUUUUAUUUAUUAAAGGGACAUUGUAUUACAUUUUCAGUUGAUUACUGGCCAAAAUUGUGUUAUCAUUGGUUUAUUAUGACCUCUGCUAAUAAUCUGGUGCAUUCUCGUAAGCGAAGAAUUUUAGAUUUAUUUAUACAUGAGUGGUGACCCAGUAGGGGAGCACCAUGACAGUCUGCCAUCUUGAAACUGAAGUUGCCAGCGUUCUCCUUAACAAGUCAGUCAACACUGCUUAAAUUAGCCUAAAGGUAACUUUUUUUGCAAUUCCACCCCACCCCCCCCCCCCCCAUAAGAAUUUGAGAAGGGGGCCAAUACUUUUUCACGGUACUGUAGGUUCGAGACACCCUGUGCCACUUUUAGCAAAGCAGCCCCAGACCUCACAGUAGGUAAAGUGUUCUUUUCCUUGAACACAGGGCACAGCCUAAAUUGUUCAUACACAUUUGUAGAAAAAAUUAAAAACCAUAAUCACUGGAAUAACUUGGGACACUGGAAUUUGCUGAAAUGUACGAGUAUAUUGACAAGCCACAAUGCUUCUGAGAAAAUUCUUGUGACGAUUAUGAUUACGAUUUUUUUUUUGCUUGUCUGAUGUGUACAAAGAAAAUAACACUACGUCAGAGGUGUGGACUCCAGUCACAUGACUUGGACUCGAGUCAUGAACUUGAUGACUUUAGACUUGACAAUAUGUUAAAAGGCUACAACUUGACUUGGACUUCAACAGCAAUGACUCGUAACGUCACUUGGACUUAAACCCAUUGACUUGAAAAAACUUGCGACUUUGAUUGAAGCGCUGAUAAACCAACACUUAGUAGCUUUCUCUUUCCAAAGCUAUGCAGACCCAUUCCAAAAAAAAUUGAAUAUGAUAGAAAUGUUUAUUUAUUUCCAUAUUUCCAUUCAAAAAGUUAAACUUUCAUAGGUUAUAGAGUCAGGGGCCACAAUUUAAACAAUUUCAGGUAUUUAUUUGUUUAUUUUUACAUAAUUUGGGCUUCCAGCUCAUAAAACCCACAAAAUCAGGAAUUCAAAAAGUUAGAAUACUGUGAAGAAAUCAGCCCAAAUUUUACAGGCCAUAAAUGUUUGAAACUGAGUGUCAUUAAAUAGCUUCAGUUUGGUUCAAUUGUCUCAGUUGGUUCAAUAUGGGGAAGACUGAAGACUUGACAACUGGCUAGAAGAGCAUCAUUUGUACCCUCCAUAGGAUGGCUAAGCCACAAACGUUCAUAGCUAAGGAGGCUGGCUGUUCACAGAGUGCUGUGUCCAAGCAUAUCAAUGGAAAGUCUAGCAGAAGGACUAAAUGUGGCAGGAGCGCAAAAGAGAUGACCCUGUGGCUUCUGCGGAUUAUCAUCCAUCCAGCCAUUUUCUGUACAGAGACGAUUUAAGAAGCAGAGAUCCAGAAAGAGUGGAAUGAGGUGCGAGUCACAGCUUCAAAAACCACCACAUUCAGUCGCAUCCGGGAGAUGGGCUACAACUGUCAGGUUCCUUGGGUCAAGCCACUUCUGAGCCUGAGCCAACAUAGGAAGAGUCUCAACUGGGCCAAGGAGAAGAAAGACUGGACUGUUGGCCAGUGGUCCGAGGUCCUCUUUUCCGAUGAAAGUAAAGUGUGCCUGUCAUUCGGGAAUCAAGGUCCAAGGGUUUGGAGGAAGGUAGGUGAAGAACAGAACCUAAGCUGCUUGAGGUCCAGUGUCAAAUAUCCACAGUCAGUCAGGAUUUGGGUGCAAUGUCCAGUGCAGGUGUUGGUAAACUCUGCUUUCUUAAAUCCAAGGUCACCACAACGGUCUACCAGAAUGUUUUAGAGGACUUCAUGAUUCCUUCUGCUGAGGAUCUGUAUGGAGAUUCAGAUUUUAUCUGCCAGCAGGACCUGGCCCCUGUCCAUACCGCCAGAAGCACCAAAACCUGGUUUGAUGCCCAUGCCAUCACAGUGCUUGACUGGCCAGCCAACUCGCUGGAUCUAAACCCCAUUGAGAAUCUAUGGGGUAUUAUCAAGAGGAAAAUGAGGGGCACCAGACCCCAAAACAAAGAAGAACUGACAGCAAAUCUCGGCUUCCAUAACUCCCAGGCAAUGAACGCCACAGGCUGAUUGCCUCAAUGCCACGGCGCAUCCAGGCUGUGAAUAAAGCAAAGGGAUCCCCAACCAAGUAUUGAAGAUUAACAUAUCGUUUUGAAAGUAACAUAUUUUGAUUGACUUAAUGAGACCCUCAUUUGUUUCUCUUUUCUUUUCUCCAAAGACUGAGAAGUAAAUGGUGAUUUCUUCACAGUAUUUUAAUUUUGGGAAUUCCUGAUUUUGUGAGUUUCAUGAGCUGGAAACCCAAAUUAUGUAAAAAUAAACAAAUAAAUACUUGAAAUUGUGGGCCCUGCAGCUAUAAUCUAUGAAAGUUUAACUUUUUGAAUGGAAUUAUGGAAAUAAAUAAACUUUUCCAUGAUAUUCUUAUUUUUUGGAAAGGGUCUGUAUGUGCAAUUUACUGCUUGACUCCAGGAACAUGUGAUAAAAGAAGUUACAACAUAAUGCUAAGGACUUUAUGAUUAUUUAUUAGGUCAAAGUGUCCCACACCAUUAAUGCUAAUGUGUAGUUAGUUGUUAUCUUUUAACAGUUAACACCCUGUUGGGCAAGCUCUGGUAGAGGAAUUGACCAAAAGGUCUUUCUUUCACACACUACCUAAAAUAAUGGUUUUAUAUAAAAAAAAAAUGGACAACAUAAAUCAACAAUAAAUGUGACAGCUAAAUAAGGUGUACAUUCCAAGAACCACUGUUAACAUACACAGAAACGACAACGACAUUUAACGUAACAAUAAGGACGUUAUUUAUUGCAAGCCCCCCCCAAAAAAAUUCACAUUGCAUUGUGGGAAUCGUGCAGCUUGAGCUCACGUACGCUUUUUUCGCUAGCAUUAGAAGCUAGCUUUGUGAGCGAUCACGCAAAUAAUAAUAAUAAUUACACGGAGGGCCGGCUGUACACUGUUUGGGCUACCUGUACAUUACAGUCUGGUUUUGUCAGUGUAGUGUUCUCAAGAAUCAGUCAUGUGCUGUAUUUCUUUUUUAUUGACUUUAUUUACCAAUCGAUCAGCACACAGCUAGCAUCUAUUCGACAUGAAACUACAUUCUUCUCUGCCUCUUUUUGACCUAUUUUUACAUAGUACCCUCUAGUGUUCCAACUGAAAUACCACAGUUGGAUAAAAUUGUACCUUUAUAACAAGGUGACAAACUUGUGUUCCUCUUUUUAUAAAUGAAUGCCUUAUUUUUUUUUAUAUAGGAAAUGUCAAGUUUAAAGUUAAAUCUAUUUAUAUUUGCGUUUGAAAUUGCCUCACUCGAAAUGUUUGUAGACAAGAAAAUGCAGUUUCCAGCUGUAUGUACAAUGUGAAAGAAAAAAAUACUGUUGAUGAUCUAAAAGCCAAUUGCUCGUUCAUUAUUAAGUGAAAUGGCUGAUUUUCUCUUGUGUAUUCAUAAUUGCUCUUUAACCAAGGAAAAAUAUAUUUUAACCUUAUACUUGAUUAUGCCGAUAGAAUCGUCAGUCAAAUACUCGAUUCCUAAUUGCGGCAAUACUGGAUGCAAAUUCAUAUUUGAGACAGGUCUGUUUAGUGUCACUUCAGGGAUAAAGUGAGAAAAAGUAAGUCAUAGCCUAACAUUUUCAUAGAAUAACUGAAAACCUACUAUCAAUCGGUUUUGAAGGGGAAAUAAACUAAGCCCCCCCUUGACGAUUGGCUUUGAAGGUGCAAAAAUCUUGAUCAGUCCACUCGUUUUCUUAUAAAGGUUCAAUGCACUUGUUUAUCAAAUUUUUUUUUAUAAAUACAUAUGGAUUUUUAAAUAUAUAAAUGCAGUAUAUAACAUAUACAGUAGAUAGUAAUUAAAUAUAAAUAUAUAUAUAUUCAAAUGUUUUUGCUGGUAAAAUGACUCGAAAGGACUCGAAACUCAAAGUGUAGGACUUGCAUGUCUCAACUUGGGACUUGAGGGCAAAGACUUGAGAUUUACUUGCGGCUUGCAAAGCAGUGACGUGGUCCCACCCCUGCUUCACGGGCCUGUGAAUAAUAUCCAGGUCAUUUCAUUCUCUGGGCACCGAAUCGAUCGCAACCAGAAUGGUGCAGUUGCAAUCGAGUCAAUGCUCUGAGAACACUGUACCCGCUCUCAAAUCAAACAGCAGGAUGGCUUAUGUUCUGGGGGUGCUUUGCUACCGGGUGCAAAGAAAUCUCAACACUCUCGAGGCAUUCUGGAGCGAAAUGGCCUGCCAAAUAUCAGAAAGCUUAUUUUGCUGUUGCAGGGCAUGGGUCAUCCAACAGGCUCAAAACACAAUCGCACAGCUCUUCAGAAACAAGAAUGGCUGAGAACAAAACAUUGGACUAUUCUUAAGAGUCCAGGUAUAAAUGCGAUUGGACAUCGGCGAAAGAAGCUGAACCAGUCUGGAGACGGCACCCUUGAAACCUGGGAAUGUUGAGUAGUGGACCAAAUUCCCUGUCAAGACAUGCUAAAAGUCUCAAUGACAGUUACAGAAACAGUUUGAUUGCACUAAUUCCCUAAAGAGGUUGUACAAUACAAUAUUAAUUUAAGGGCACCAUCAUUGCGCUGGAUAAUUUGGUUGAACUACAGAAAUGAGCUACCUGUCUGAGUUUCAUUGGUUAAUUUAGUAAUAAGUCUUUCUUCAUUAUUGCUUUUGUCAGUUUGAAGUUAUUUUAGUGAUCGUUGUGGGUUUUUUCUUUCAUGAAGAGAAGCGUACCAGCAAUUCUAAGUGGCGGGAGAUGUCUGUAAUUGGCGUUCAGGACGUUCUUAUUCAAAUGACAUCGAAUGAGAUGAUACUCAAUGAUAAGCCUCAUCCAUUUCAGUUCUGCAAUUACAUGGGGGAUACGUUCUAUCUUCUUUUGCUUUCACAGGCAGCACCAACAUUCUCAAGUCAUCUGCAUUUUUAUGGCUUCUCACUGAAUUUAGAAUGUAGCUUGUAAAUAACCUUUCGAAUGCUUACCUUUUGUAUUCCUUCCUAUUUUCUACAUUUUUAAUAAAUGCAAAUAUUUAUAUGUACAUAUAUACUUAUUCACACAAACACACACAAAUACCUCCACCCCGCCACACACACACACACACAAGCACACACACGUAACAUGGUCCGGAGUGUAGUACUAUAAUUCUGCAUUACAGUGUAACAUUUUUAUUAAGACCAUUAUAAUUUUUUGUUGUGUUGGGAUUAAUGGUGUUGCCUGGGAAACAACUGAAUAAAUUGGACAUUUUAUUUUCAUACGGCCUUACAUGCACAAAGCUAAAGGAGCUAUUUGUAUUGUGGUACUGUUUAAACAAGAGAUGGAUCUUUGAGUUCCAAUGAUCUAAAAGAAAAAACAGUCUUAAAGUUUCUACGACCAGCCACACAUUCUAGUUCUAGUAUCCAAAGGGUUUCAGAAUUAUUUUACUAGCACCUUGUGAAGUGUUUAUGUGUCCGUGAUGUAAUUUAUUAAUGUUUGUAGCUUUUUAUACAUUUCAAGAGGUUUUUUUUUUUUUUUUUUUUUUUAAGAUAUUUUUAUUAAUUUGUGAAUUUAUGGUUGCAAGUGGAUUAAUUUGUACCCACACCAAAAUCCAAAACAAAAUGUGUUUUUCAUCCACCCUGUCUUGCUACAUAAUUAUUUUGGAAUAAUAUACUGUAGUUAUAAACAUCAAUGCUUUCAUUGUUAUUUUAUUAUGGUCGUGUUCAUUUUUUGUGCUUUACGGUAUAGCAGCAAUAUUUUUGUCUUAAAUGUACUAUACACGACAAAUCACAAAAAUGAUGCGGUCUGACUAAUUUCCAUCAGUGAGUGAUGGCCUCCGAUUUUAAUUUGUAUAAUAUGUGUUGCUUUGUUGUGGUCUAUUUAUGUCUGAUCUAUUAAAUGCAUCCACAGUCCCGUUACACAGAAUGGUAUUCGUUGUAGUGGUCUUCCCUUACUGUCAGUUACAGUAGUAUCUUUUUCAACCUGAAUAUACAUUUUUGUGUAUUUAGAUGAUUCUGUUUGAGAUAGUUUUUCCCUUUUUCAUGGUGUUGGAACAUGGUUAAUUCUGAGCAACAAGCAAAUUGUUGUUUAAUGAUAUGCCUGUCCACUUUGUUUACAUUUACAAUACAGUUACUGUGGAAAACCA